Molecule: messenger RNA, 5859 nt
Organism: Symbiodinium necroappetens
Lineage: Eukaryota; Dinophyceae; Suessiales; Symbiodiniaceae
Source: the annotation of a GenBank genome assembly
AUGCCGACUAUGGAGGGGCUGCGACUACUUCUGGAGGAGCAAAGCCGGGUACUCCUUCAGGCUCAACAGACACAGUUGUCGACAACCUUGGAGGCAUGGGAAACGAGACAGUCAGAACGUUUGGACAAGAUCGAGGGCCGAGUGGACAGCACAGCGGACCAGGUCGAGGGAAUCCAACGGCAGGUGAGGGAACUGACCGAUCGUCUCAACAAAGUGGAGUCGCAACCUUCUACCUCAGGACCUGGGCCGGAUCGGAAGCAUACACUGGUGUUUGGUGGAUGGCAUGAAGGGACCAGGAAAUCGACUUUGCUUUAUCAGCUACAGCAGGCCAUAGCCGGCCUUGGCCUGUCUAAGGACCUAGACCAGGAGCCGUUCUGCACUGGGGCCCGAAGGUCAGUCUCGUUGUGCACAUUUCGGAAAAGGCCGGAUGAGGAUGAAGGGCUUCUUCGAGAUCGAAUGCUUCAUGUUCUUCAGACCGUCAACGCCAGUAAGGUUACGCUGGACGGGGCAGCCCGUCCUCUAUGGUGUGCCUUCAGCAAGUCCCCUGCUGAGCGGGGGCGGGCUUCACUGGCGACGGUGGUGAGGAAGGCAGUACUUCGGUUUGCACCCAAUCGAGUCUCAGACCUGGAUGUGGAGUACACGACCGGUAGGAGCUGGAUAAAGGAGGACCAGCUCACGGGCAUGAACGACCAGGCGGUGGUGAUCCGAGGAGCUCGGACGGUUACGACACGAGGGGGAGACGGUUGGAUUGAUGAGAAGACGUUGGCCAAAUGGGUCGAGACGGAUGUUGGGGAAAUUCGCGGCUCCUCGCACAGACGCUUCCUCAACUUCGGCUUCGGCACAACAGGUGGGUCAGAGGCAGUGCGCGACUCUACCAGGGGCAGCCUGGAAAAAGACGACCUUCUCUUGCUGCAGGAAGUCCCCAGAGAGCAUGAGGGUUGGAACCACCAAGAACUAGAAGGCCGCAAGGUUGUAUCCCACCGAAGAGGCACCCAAUGGCGAGGGACGGGGCUGUGCUAUGACCCCGGGUCUUGGUGCGUGUUGCGGAAACUACAUACCAGCAGAGGGACGCGGUGCAAAGUUCGCCACUUGGAGAGGGGCCUGGAGGUUUGGCUGGGCACAGCCCACUUCUCGCCGGGGGUGACUGCGGAAGGGUAUGAGGACGAGGUGGAGGACCACUUUCGAUCACUACCAAGGGAUGCUUCGAAGGUAAUUUUCCAAGGGGAUGUCAAUGCUCCUUUUGGGUGGCUACAGGUGGAUGGGCAGAUCACUGUGGUCGCAAAGGAUGGCAAAGGGCACACCUUGCACAGGGCGGUGGUGGAAAGACAACUUGAGGUUGGGGUCCCCUCAGAGCAACAGAUGAACACCCCAACAAGCAGACCUCGGCAAGAGAACAAGCAGGGUCAGUGCAUUGACGUCAUGGCCUACAAAGGGUUGAGGCAAUCGCGAUGGCAUAUUCAUGUUGACUCUUACAUGUGUGUCGGCAGCGAUCAUGAGCUUUGUGAGUCUGUGUUCUGCAUUGAUGCCGAGAAGACAACGAAGAGACACGAGACGAGACCAAGGGUUUGGGCAGGGGGUGUGGACUGUAUCGAGGGAUUAGACCAAUCCAAGAUGGAAGACUUGGCGCGCAAGUGCACGAAACCGACCCCGGGACAUGGCUACAAGGACCCUCAGGAAGUCAAGCUCGCCUUCAAGGAGGCCAAGCGCCAGGGUACCGCAUGCCUGUGGAAGCGAGCACUCAAACUCCGAAAGGCGGCACGGCGGCAGUGGGAGUGGGAGCGACUGGUACGUGCAAGUGAAGGGGAGUGGCACUCUUUCAAGGGCCUUAAACCGCGGAGAGAUGCAGGGUGGGAUGUCGGAUUCGCUGACGCCCAAGAGCUCGACCCACAUCAGGUGGUACAUGAUCAUUUGACUCAGGUUUACGAAGGGGUCGAAUCGGAGGGGGCGACGAAGUGGUCGGGCGAGGUCAAUGCCUUCACACGAGAGGAGCUCGAUGCAGGGUUACGACAGAUGAAGAGAGGGAAAGCAGUGGGAGCAGACAAGACCUCAGCCGAGUUGCUAUUUGGGUUGAUUGAAGUGCCCGGUGGUGCUGAUCAUCUACUUGAAUGGUUUAACAGGAUUUUGGCCACGGGGGACAUUCCCACUCAAUGGAAUCGGCCGGUGGUUGUGAUGCUUCCUAAGAUUCGAGCCCCCAAGAAAGCCAAGGAGCUCAGACCCAUCGCCAUGGGGUCGGCGGUUUCCAAGCUUUUCAACCGUAUGCUACUCAACCGAUCGCUCCAAGUCCUAUCACCCCAGAGUUAUGUUCAAUGCUCCGGAAAAGGACGCCAAACCUCGGAUUUCCUAUUCACCAUCAUCAGAUUAUUUGAGCUCACGAGGGAAUGGGGUAACCCAUUGGUGGUCUUCAAGAUGGACCUGGAGAAGGCAUUCGACAGCCUGGAUCGCAGGGUUUUCUUACAACGGUUGGAAGAGAAGCUGGGGAAGGGGGCAGAGUUGAAUUGCUGGAAAGGGUUGCUAGCGAACACCCGGGGGCUGCUUCAAACACCAUGGGGCAACUCGGAAGUGGUGAUGGCUAAGGGAAUCAAACAGGGUGCUGUGGAGUCGCCUGUCUUCUUCUCGCAUAUCGCUGAGGUGGUUAUGCUGGACGCAGUCUCCAAGUACGGAUGGAGGGAUGCCCCCCCCUUGUUCCCAGGCCUUCCCCCUGAAGAAAUGAUGUACAUGGAUGACGGGAUCAUCUGGAAUGGUGACAUCCGCACGGUUGAAACUAGGGCUCAUCAACUCUCAGUGGAAUUCGCAACCUACGGCCUCAAAAUGAAUGCUGCCAAAUGCCACUUGUAUGUUGCACCCAACUCCGGGGACAAGGACUACAUACUCCUUAACGGCAUCAAAGUGGUCGCGUCUCCCACGUUGGAGGUCAUGGGGGUCAGCUUGAGGGUGGGUGGAACGGUGUAUGAAUUGGUGGCUCCUGCAUCUUCGAGAGCAAGGGCUAAAUUCUGGGAGCUUCGGCAUCUCUUUCGGACCAAGGGCUACAUGAAACACAGGGCCAGAGUCAUGGAGAGAGUCUUGGGCGGGACCGCGCUUUGGUUUAUUUGCUGUGUGCCACCCGACAAAUCUGCGAUGACAGCACUGAACUCCACUCAGCUUCAGCUGAUGGUCUGGCUGCUCAGGUUCGCGAAAACAGAGGGUGAGACAUGGGCUCAAUUCAGGCAGCGCGCGUUCCGGGGUGCACGCGCCGCCCUGCACUCGGCAGGGCUUGAACGGUGGAGCACGGUGUGGUUGCGCCGGGAAUUGCUGCUCCUUCUGGGCCAACUCACUCGACGGUUACCUCAUCGCUACACCGUGAACCUGCCGAAGGGCCUCCUCGCAGACGUCGCCAGGGGCCCGCACGACAUGCACCUGGAUUGGCUCGGCCGAAGAACAGCUCUACAGGUUGGUAUCACAGGUGGUGCUCGGGCUUCCUCAAGCAACUACGGAGACAUUUCGGUGGAACACACGGCCUACCAAGAUUUCCUGCACUAUGUCAGGGGGAGAAGGGAUGUGGUGCAAUGUCUUCCACACCUGAGCUCGGACGAGGUUAUACUGGCCACUCGCCCGAUGCAGCAUGAGCCGCCAUCUCACCCCUACGGCAUCUUCCAUGCUAACUGGGUGGAUGGAACCACAGGGGAGUGGGGCAGUUACGACGACAUGGACCCGGCCCUCCUGGACCGAGCUACUUCUACGGAUGAAAUGAUGGCAGGGGGCAUGGUCGAUGGGAUAAGGGAGGGACUUGGAACUUCGAACUCGGCUCGAGGCUCCCAUGCACCAGAUCAGGGACCUGAUGAGGAAGACCCCACUGUCCUCUUCCAACUCCCGGUGUCGGUGGAAGCACGUUGGCACCGGCUUAUAGCGCAACUUCAUGACUGGGUGGAAGAGGGCCUCGCAGCGGGUCUUGCAGUUCGCAUGGCGAGGCAUGCGGCGGAGCAAGUCAGGGAACAUGGGUUUAUGGAGUGGGCGGAGGCGCCUCUCCACACGCUGGGCGCGGGCAUACCUUUCAGCGACGGGCCCUCGGAUGAGACCACUCCUCCCAGAAUGCGCGCAUGGGCCUCAGAGAUUGUGGAAUGCUUGGUUCUGUGCUUCCGCACCGAGCGCUACCAGGGACUAGCACAGGACUUGAUGGAGGACGAGGUGUCCCUUAUGGACAGGGAGCGCAGACCCAGGAAUGCACGGAGGAGGUACCGUGACUCUCGCAGUCCGAGGAUCGCUGCGCGGCAAGCUGGAGGGGCAAGAUCUACGCGGGGUUCGGCUGGGGAGGACAGCGAGUACGUGGAGGUUCACCUGGAGGAGGCGCCGGAGCCAUGGGACUUCGCGGCCUUCGAGAACGGAAACCUCUGGUCCUACUUCGGGGGCGAGCUCCCCAAGCACAAGGCCUACAGGUACCUGCUCUUCUCCCGCACAGCCCUGGGACCGGAAUUGGAAGCGGGGAGCCGUAUUCCAAACAACUGGCUUCCGGAAAGCAUGGUUCGAGAGAUUUGCAGAACCCACGAAUCGAUGUCCCCGACCAACAGGGGCAUUUCAACAUUGGCUCUGUUGACCGUGAUCAGAUUCCUGGCACAGGAACUGACACAGACCAUCCAACAUGCCGAGACAAUUGCCAGGUCCAGAGAGGUGGGGAGAAGACAUGGUGAACCGGAGGAGGACGACGAAGAACUUCUCCUCCAAGUGGGUAUGGAAGUCAGCCGCGGCAACACGGUCGACGAAGUGGCCAUGAUGCAGGGGUUCUUCUUCGCGACGGAUGGCCGGGACUCGGCCCAACAACGGUGGACCAGAGACCUUUUACGACUACAGAAGGAGCUGGUCGGGCAGAGGAAAGACAGGAGACGAGCCAACGUUCAGGGGCUGUUGGCAUCACUACGGGCAGCACCCAAUGGGCCUAUGAGUUCAGACUGGGGGGAGCAACUCCAGGCGCUCCUGCUGGUCUUACUGGAGGACACGACCGAGGUGGAGGCUUCGACGGAGCAGGAUUGGGGGUGGCUGCAGCCUUGGGUGGCGGAAUUAGCCACCUUCAUUCAGGGUAUGCAAAUGUGGGGGUCGCCGAUUCUGGUGGACUCUCAGCCUCGGACAACUUCUUCUGGAGAGGACCACCAAUGUGGGGAAAACGACGCAGGCCAGGGGAUUGAGGACUUGCUUCGGGACGAGGAAGAAGAGCGGGAACUACAACGGAGAGAAGCGCAGCAAGAAGAACAACGCCAGGCUGACCACGAACGACUAUGCCGAGUGGAAGCGGACAAUCUUCGCAAUGAGGCGGCGGCAUACCGGGCCUGGGAGGAUAGGCAGAUUCAACGCUACCUGGCCGAAACUACGCCUGCCUCGGAUUCCAAGAAAAGGUGCAUCUUGCAGGUGGAACUGGCUUCUGGAUCAGGGGACAGACCGGUUCGACGGCAAACUUUGGCACUGGAGGUACCUGAGGAUGGUUCUGAGUCCGUGGUGACCAUACGAGCUCGGAUGGAGCCGGACCCUGACGGGGUGGAGACCUUGGGGGUACCGAGCCCGGAGCCUGACUGCCGUCCUUCCGAACUCGGGCACACAUCGCAGAGCGAACCAGGUGGUGGCGUCUCCCAGAUGGCGGAGGGGUGCAGCCAAGAGGCGCAGUGUGAGACGGUCCCGGAGCUCCUGCCGCACCUCGAGUUCCACGAAUAUGAGGCGGUUUACGACAAGUGGAGCAAGGGAGGGAUCACUACUGAUGCGGUGGCUCGCAGCUAUGGCAAGCAGGUGGUGGAGAUGCUGCAGGCCCAGUUCGUACUCAGUGCGGAGGUGGACUCAGAAAAGGAAGGGUUGACCCAACUUGACGAAGGGGACACCGUCGUGAACCAGAGAGAUGUCUGA